CUUGCAAGCUUCACCAACCAUUGUACCAGCUUGCCAUCCAAGAUGAAGGCUUUUGUAGUACUUUUUGCCAUAGGAAUCGCAGGGGCAGUACCCCUGGCGAAGGAAGAAGGUCCAAUGGAGAAAUUCGUCUCCGCAUUAAGGGAGUGUGUGGAGGCUGACACGAUGCUAUGCCUCAAGGAAAAAGCAAUGAAACUGACAGAAAACUUGGCCAUGUCCAAGGAGCUGAGCAUUCUAGAUGGAGUUUCCCUCUCCAGAACUGGAAGCCCAAGGUCGGCCAGGAGUUACGAACCACUGCCAGAGGAACCCAAAGCCAGAGAAAUGCAGAUUGAAGAGAGAAUCAUGGACAAUGUCGUGGAUUUCCUUGACAGUCAUGUCUUGCAGCUGAGAAUGCCGAAAUCUUUUGAAGAAGACAACUCCAUCGAUGAGGAAGGUCGUGGCAAGAAGAAGAAGAAGCUAAAGAAACUCCUCCCCAUCCUGGCCCUCAUCAAGCUAAAACUGGCUGCCCUUGUCCCUCUGUUCCUUGGCAUAAUCGCCUUUGCCGUGUUCAAGGCGUACCUCCUCGGAAAGAUUGCCUUCAUUGCUGCAGCUUUCGGAGCCAUAAAGAAGCUUCUAGAAUCCAAGAAGAGCAGCGGCUGGUCCGAGCCUCCUCACGAGGAGCAUGGCUGGGAAAGCCAGGGUGGAUGGGGAAGGUCGCAAGAUGCCCAAAAGAUGGCUUACGCCGCUCAUGCUAAACAAGCGUAGUUUGUACCUUAGUUUCGACUAAGCAUUCUUAGACCAUUCGUACACAGAUCGUAAGCGUCAUCGAAUUCUUUCAUUCAUUCAAAGGGUUGUGCCAGUCAGUUUAGGCGUUAACUCAUGCGUAGAACAACGCAAAGAACGCCAUUUUUAUUUCAUCGACGGCGGCGCGCUAAAGUUAACGUAUAAGGUGAUUGGUGUUCGGCUCUAAAGAACACACACGACGCUGUGUUUCGAUUCAGUUAGCGUCGAGUGCAAUAUUCUUUGAAUAUUCUCGUGUUAGUUGUAACAUCGAUACGAUUCGAUCACGAGACGUUACGAUUGCGAGUCGUGUCCGAAUGGCCUGUAACCACCGUAUUUGGUAAAACUUGAAACGUGUGCAUGUCAGUAUUUAUUUUUUACAGAAAUAAGUAGAGUAUUCUAUGAGUUAAGCGUGAUGACUGAUUUAUUUUAUUUUGUAUAUAUUUAUGUAUAUAUUAUGAUUUAUAUUUGGUUAUAGUUCGGUACCUUGCUUUAAAAAUUCAAUACUCUAUCCACGUCGUAAUGAGAUUAGACGAGAUUAUGUGUAUAUGCUGAUCUAGUAUGUGUUAACUUUUUUUACAUUAAUUAUUUAGAAGCUUCUAGAUCAUUUUCUUCAUAAUGUCCUUUUUAAAUAUUUUAUUAUCUACAUUCAGUUUAUUUUCUUCAGUCAAUAUCUAUUUCACGAGGUUACCUCCUAGUAUAUUAUAACAAGUACAUUUGUAUAUAUUAUAUUUAUAAGUUUAUCUUUAUCAUAUACGUAUAUUAUUACCACAUAAUGUAUUUAUAUAUAUUUUAUACAUUUAUUUUUAUCACAAACUUUUUUACCGCAUUAAUUAUUUACCAUAUAAUUUUUAAGUUUUCGUUCCAAAGAUGUUUUGUUGUAUUUUCAUUUGUGUUCUUUUAGUUCAUAUUUAAUUAUUAAUUUAUGUGUGUAUGUUCAGUCAAGUUUUAAUUACCAAGUUAAUUUAUUAAUUGUGUGGUGUUGACAACGUGUAACUUAAGUUAUUUAUUUUACGAUGGAUCCACGUAAAACCGAAAAUAAAAAGUGUAAUCUAGAA
This is a messenger RNA of Plodia interpunctella (Indianmeal moth), 1814 nucleotides long. RefSeq lists its product as uncharacterized. Gene Ontology annotation, cellular component: membrane. The transcript is spliced from 3 exons. Bases 43 to 741 code for a protein of 232 amino acids. The record is from RefSeq and is a predicted model, not a curated record. Lineage: Eukaryota; Metazoa; Arthropoda; Insecta; Lepidoptera; Pyralidae.